Messenger RNA from Ichthyophthirius multifiliis, 705 nucleotides. Its product is annotated as Ras family protein, putative. Gene Ontology annotation, molecular function: GTPase activity; GTP binding. The transcript is spliced from 3 exons. The record is from RefSeq and is a predicted model, not a curated record. NCBI's taxonomy places the organism in Eukaryota, Ciliophora, Oligohymenophorea, Hymenostomatida. Gene Ontology annotation, cellular component: Golgi apparatus.
AUGUCAUAUCAAUAUUUAUUUAAAUACAUAAUAAUUGGAGAUACUGUAAAAUUAUACAUUAAAAAUAAAAUUAAAUUAAAAUUUUAGGGAGUUGGCAAAUCAAGUUUAUUAUUAAAAUUUAUAAAAGAUUAAUUUAAAGAUUAACAUGAAAUUACAGUCGGAGUAGAAUUCGGUUCUAAAAAUAUUAGAAUUAAUAAUAUAAAUGUUAAAUUAUAAAUAUGGGAUACUGCGGGAUAAGAAGAUUUUAAAUGUAUAAUACGUUCAUAUUAUCGCUCAAGUGCGGGUUCAUUAAUAGUAUAUGAUAUUACUAGACGAGAAACGUUUUAAAAUAUAGUAAAUUGGUUAAAUGAAGCAAGAGAAAAUGGUAAUAGUUAAAUGGUUUAUAUGUUAAUUGGCAAUAAAUGUGAUUUAGAAACUUAAAGGUAAGUUAGCUAUGAAGAAGGUAAAGAAUUAGCCUUAUCAAAUGAUAUGCUAUAUAUAGAAACUUCAGCAAAAACAUAAUAAAAUGUCGAAUAGGUUUUUUCUUAAACUGCCUAUUUAAUUUUAGAAAAAAUAUAAAAUGGUAAUAUAGAUCCAACUAAUCUUAAUAAUGGGAUUAAAAUUGGAUAAGAAAUAUAAGGAAAUUAGGGAAAUGGGGAUGGUUUUAAAUUAAUUAAUAAUAAUUAAAAUGAAAAUAAAAGCGAGAAAUAAAAAAAUUGUUGUUGA